UUCAUUGUAGUAUAAAAUUAAUAAAAUUAUGUACGAGUUGUUCUUCGCUUGUUCUACGGCAUUGUGUUCGGGACCGCGAUUGAUAAGGGUCCCCGUGACGUAAUCGCAGUAGCAGGCUCGACUACACUCGGCUAUGCGUAUCAGUGAAAUUCCUAGUCCACGGCGUGAUGACGACGAUGAUGUCACAGUUCACGAUAUUUUUUUGAUAUUAUUAUUUUGAAAUGUUUUUCCCGAGAGCGUCGUCCUAGUACGGUACUGCGGUGUAAAGCUGUUGUUACUGUUGCAGUUGUCGUUGUAGUUGUAGGUAGGUACGUGCGUGAGUAGUUGCGGGGCGAAAACACAUAUUUUGUGCGCGACUAACCGCCGCCGACUCUCCUCCAACGCUUUUUCAUUCGUUUCGUUCCGUUGUAUCUUUUUUCGCCGUCACACCUCAGUCGUGUUUCUGUUUUCGUACUACCUGAUGUGCUUGCAAUGAACGGGAUGACGUUUAGCGAGUUGAUGUACCUGUUUUGCUGCCCGCCCCUGCCAUCCCGCAUCGCCGCCAAACUUGCGUUCCUUCCACCGCCAAUUACGUACGACUUCACGCCAGUCGACAGUGGCGAGACCAAAUACCAUAUCAAAUUCAACGAUAAGGCUGAAUGGCAGUACACUGACAGCGACGUUCAGAACAUUGAGGGAUUCUAUGCUCGCACGUCCCGUGGCAAUCGCAUAGCAUGUAUAUUCGUGCGAUGCUGUCCCAACGCCCGUUACACCAUACUGUUUUCGCACGGAAACGCUGUGGACCUAGGCCAGAUGAGCAGCUUCUACCUAGGAUUGGGAAUGAGGAUCAACUGCAACAUAUUUAGCUAUGACUAUUCUGGCUACGGCAUCAGCAAGGGCAAGCCGAGCGAGAGAGAUCUGUAUGCUGACAUCGAUGCUGCUUGGCAAACAUUAAGAACCACCUAUGGAAUCAGCCCCGAGAACAUAAUACUGUACGGUCAGAGCAUUGGUACUGUGCCCACUGUCGAUUUAGCAUCUAGAUAUGAAGUGGGAGCUGUAGUCCUUCAUUCGCCAUUGACAUCCGGCAUAAAAGUAGCAUUUCCUAGGUCUAAAAGGAAAUGGUUUUUUGAUGUGUUUACCAGUAUUGAUAAGGUAUCAGAAGUUAACUCUCCGGUGCUCGUCAUACAUGGAACACAUGACGAAGUAAUUGAUUUUUCACACGGUGUUGCUAUUUAUGAAAAAUGUCCUAAAGCAGUUCCGCCACUAUGGGUUGAGGGUGCUGGACACAAUGAUGUAGAAUUGCAUAAUGUUUAUUUGGAAAGACUUAAACAAUUUGUUACAACCGAACUGCUCAACUGACAUUUAAUUGAAAAAAAAGAUGCAGAUACAUCGAAUGGACAAUCGCCCAAUAUGGUAACUAAUGGCUCAGCGACUGAGAAAUUACUUUGGUAAUUUUUAAUUAUUAUAUCUAAUACUACAUAUUAGUGAAUAAUUUGUAUAAUAUUUAUCAUAUUAAAUAUUAAUCGUUCAUACUAUUUUAUCAUCCAUUACAAUUCAUGUACAAUAUUUUUUUUUUUUUUUGUUAAUCAUUCGCUUAAUCGUUAUUAUUAAGUCAUGACUAUAUAACACUAUUCCUAAACAAGUAUUUUGAAGUUUAAACAAUAUAUUUAAUAUUAAUAUAUUAUAUGACUUGUGUAUUAUAAUAAUUAAAAUAAUGUAUCAGUGUUUUUUUCAUCAAAUUAUUAAAUUAUUGUAUGUUUAUUAUUAUUAUUAUUUAUUAUAGGUUAUAUUUGAUUAGGUUUAUAAAUUAUAUUAUAGAUUUAUCGUUUAUACCUAUGAUAUUUAUAUUAUUAUUAUUAUUAUUAUUAUUAUUAUUAUUUUAAUACAGUAGAGUACCUAUUAACCGAAUUAAUAAUUCUUAAUUUUAUGUGAAAUGUGAAUUAUAAUUCUUUUUUUCCAAAGAAAAUUUGAAAAAUACAUUUUUCAUUUAUAAAUAUUGGAUUUUAACAACAAAUCCAAGUUAAGCCAAAAAUUGGUGCUCUGCUGUGGAGUUUAUUUAUGGUUUACUAGUACUGUUUUAAUUAAUGCAAAUUAAAUUAUGAAUAUUGAUUUUUUACUAGUAAAACACUAGACAUGACUUUAAGUAAAAUAUUUUUUGAAAAAAAUGUUUAUUAUAUUAUUAUAACGAGUGUUUUUUUUUAAAUUAUUAUUUUGAUUUUAAUUAUAUAUUAAGUUGAACAAAACAAAUAUUUUUUACACGCACAUUGUUUUGUAUGAUAUUUUUUGAAUUCAAACAUGUUAUAUAUUAUAAACAUUUGUUAUAAUAUUGAUAUAAAAAAAAAAAACAAAUACUUUCAAUGUUUUUGUGGCCUUAUAAUAUAUUUCAUGUACCUUCUUCAAUGUAAUUUGUAUGAAAUUAAAACACUAUUUCUCAUAUAAUUUAUUAAUUGUAAAUAAUUAAAUACCAUUGAUCUAAAUAUAAUACAUGUAUAGAUGAACUGGUGAUAUAUAGUUGUAUUUGGUGACUAAUAUAUAUGUUACAGGAAUAAUAAAAACAUUGUUAUUUGGAAAAAAAAAUUAUAUUUAUAUACAAUUUGAUGUGGUCUGCAAUGAGUGUUAGGACAAUCGUUAGGUGGUGAGUAGGCGAGGAUUGUUGAAAUCAGAACACUAAUGAUGAUAAUAUGACUACUAUUACCGUAAGAUUCAUAGUAAUAAUAAUAAAGAAAAAGAUAAUAAUAAUUAUGUGGUCACUCCUGAUAUCUGGGUGUGAUGGUACAUAAUAAAUUAUAAACAACUAUGUUUAGAAUGGUUAGUGAUAAUGGGGCACAGAAUGGCAGAUAGCGUAGAUCACGGUAUGAGCAUUUGCUACUCAAGAAGGAGCCUAUCCACCCUUUUGUUGUAUUGCUUUGGUUGUCUGGCUUUCUUGAGGUCGUUGGACUAUAGUAGUUGAGAUAAAACAGUAUGCGAAACCGUAACGUAGUAUUAUGUAACACAGAUCCAAAUCAAAGUUUAAUCUUAAUUGGAUGCUAUUGUCGCAUGUGUUGUCUCUGUCUUACAAACAUAUAAAUUGUUAAAUUUUUGUUCAGUAUAGAAUCAGCUGAUAUAAAAGUGUGGUAUAGUUGAAUUUGAAUGGAAGCUUUAAUGGAAAAUUCAAAAUUAGUCACAGAAGCGCAAUGCACAGAGUAAUGAGUAUAUUUUUUUUUACUAGUGUUUUCCCAGACAUUUUCCUUGCAAAGUGCAUUAUUAUGUUUGAAAUCACAUAACUGUUUCUGUGCUGAAUUUAAUUUGUGCUUAUCGUUCUCUAAGUUUAUUGCAAGAAAGUUUUUUAGAUAGUUUAGACAUCUUUUUUUUGGAUAGUUUUGCUAAUACUAAUUUGUAUUUAUUCAAUUGUAUUAAAAAUAUUGAUUCAAAUAAAAUAAACGUAAAUACAGUUAGGUAUAA
Messenger RNA from Rhopalosiphum padi (bird cherry-oat aphid), 3420 nucleotides. Its product is annotated as alpha/beta hydrolase domain-containing protein 17C. Gene Ontology annotation, molecular function: palmitoyl-(protein) hydrolase activity. The coding region runs from base 472 to 1338 and encodes 288 amino acids. NCBI's taxonomy places the organism in Eukaryota, Metazoa, Arthropoda, Insecta, Hemiptera, Aphididae. The record is from RefSeq and is a predicted model, not a curated record. Gene Ontology annotation, cellular component: plasma membrane; endosome membrane. The transcript has 3 exons. Gene Ontology annotation, biological process: protein depalmitoylation.